This is a messenger RNA of Orbicella faveolata, 2031 nucleotides long. RefSeq lists its product as uncharacterized. The record is from RefSeq and is a predicted model, not a curated record. Lineage: Eukaryota; Metazoa; Cnidaria; Anthozoa; Scleractinia; Merulinidae. Gene Ontology annotation, molecular function: protein binding.
AAAGCUUGCUUGAAGCUUCCCAUAGUGCUUUUGGAUAACCACCAUGACGUCAGCCUGCGUGUCCAGGUUUGGGCUGAUGGGAAUGCCAUUGAUGUGAACAGCAACUGUUGGAUUCUGUGAUUGUCCUUUCUUCAACUGGUACAGACACACAUCUUCUAACCAUUCCUCUUCUUAAGACACACGGUGUGUGCUUGGCUCCUGCUCAAGCUCCACUGCGUUGGUUCACUUGCUUUUCACGUCGUUAGCAGCACUGUUGCUCACUCGGUUGAAGUAAUUCAGACGUCCACACUUAAGUUAUCUCCUACCUCUAGCUGGGCAUGAAUUCUUGUUGACAUGUACCUCAUUUCCGCACUUGAUGCAGUGUUUGGAGCAGCUUCUGUAACUCUUCUCUGCCGACUAAUAGCAGUAAGCUGAGCUUGUCGUCAUUAGUGACUGCCAUCCAUCGAGUGGCUCAUACAAAACGAUCUUUCUUUUUGCAUUGCCCUGGUUCACCACUCAAACUCAAGGCUCCCUUGCUUGCUCGUACGCUAGACAGAAUUCCAGACAAUCCUUCAUGGCUGGUUUUGGGUUUGUCGGGCAUUUUUUCUUUUUAUCCUCGUCGCCAGUACAAUAGACUAUGGCUGCCAUGCUGGCUGAGAAUUUUUAAACAACAUCGGUAACCGGGCCUGAAUGGCCCCAGCAUGCAGUGGACCUGGAGCCCAAUCCUAGUGGUAAGAUACUACACUUACAAUUUUGCUAUGCUGUAACUUGAUAUCACAGGAUAUCAUAACAGAAGUUGCAGACAAGGCUUCUGAUUGGCUAGAGAUGAGAUAAGAGCACGGUAAAUGCGUAUAGGGUUUACCAUUCUGAUUGGACCCUGACCAGGGAAAAUGUGCAUUCUUGGUAAACUACAUUUGAUCAAAAGUUGUUACGAUUUGCCUCAUUAACUGAUGUUUUCGUUUUUCAUAAAGAGGUGCUUAAGCAGGUGAAGGAAGAGAAAGGCAGCAUCAAGGAUAAACUUGGACAGGUGGAAGAAAACGUCAAAGAGACACUCGAGCAAAUGGGAUAUCAAGUGAAAAAUGUCAGUGAAAAGUUAGACUCCUUAAAGGAAUCAAGCCAAGGUGAAGAAAAAACUAGAAACGACCUUCAACAGAUGAAAAGUAUGAUAGGGGACAUCAGUGACAAGUUAGACACUGCGAUGGCACAAAGAGGGAGCGUGGAUGAAGACAAAUCCAGAAACGACUUUCAACACAUGAAAAGUGAGAUAGCGAACAUGAGUGAGAAGUUAGACACUUUGAUGGCACAAAGACAGACCGACGAUGAAGGCAGAACGAGAGAUGAUUUCAAGGAGAUGAAAAGGGAAAUACGAACCAUCAGUGAAAAGUUGAAAAGUCAAAUGACAUCAGGAGAAGAAGGAAACAGCAGAGACAACCUUGAGCAGAUGAAAGAGGAAAUUGCAGACAUCAAAGAAAAGUUGGACACUUUAUUGAACCGACUUCCUCUGGAAGAAAAGAAACUGAAGAUGGAAGAAAACCUCAAAGAGACACUUGAGCAAAUGAGAAAUCAAGUGAAAAAGUUGGGAUCACUCCUAGACGAAGACAAACUUCAACAGAUGAAAAGUGAGAUAGCGAACAUGAGUGAGAAGUUAGACACUUUGGUAGCACAAAGAGAGACCGACGAUGAAGACAAUACGAGAGAUGAUUUCAAAGAGAUGGCAACGGACAAACGGACCAUUAAUGAAAAGCUGAAAAGUCAAGUGACAUCAGGAGAAGAAGGAAACAGCGGAGACAACCUUGAGCAGUUGAAAGAGGAAAUUGCAGACAUCAAAGAAAAGUUGGACACUUUAAUGAACCCACUUCCUCUGGAUGAAAAGAAACAGAACAUGGAAGGUAAGAUCUACUUUUUCAGCGGGAGCGGGGCAGACAAUUGGACAGCUGUUGUGGUUCUCGUUCGGUUCAGGGUUGUGUAUGUGUAACUUUCUAUUAAGAGGAUAAAGGAUGCAUUAAGUUAUUCGAGUUAUCGCUUUGGUUCUAUAUUACACUUAUGAGCCCC